CUAAAUAGUGGCUUCUUAAAUGGCUCGUAUAAUAUCGGUCAAAAGAUUCUCUUUGAGGAUGGUACUAUAUGGUUGCUCCGUUUCCCUUGUGUGAAGAGUAUUUGCCCUAAAUACGCCGAUAAAAAGGUAGUUAUAGAAGUGGAGGCUCUUUCUCUUAUCCGCGAAAGGAUAAGUGUUCCUGUUCUAGAUAUCAAAGCCUGGGGCCUUACUAAUAGUAAUCCUUUGGGUCUUGGCCCUUUUAUCUUGAUAGACUUUAUCGACGGGGUUUGUCUAAAUGACGUAUUUACUAGAGGCAAUUCUAGGCUACUUAAAAAAGAAAUUCCAGAUAGUGAUCUCGAGAUUGUGUAUAGACAGAUCGCGAACUUUAUAUUGCAAAUUUUCGAGAUUAAUUUCGACCGAAUCGGAAGUUUGCCCACGCCAAGGACUGGUGAUCGAACCACGGGUUUCUCGACAACCUUGGCGUAUUUUCAGUACAUUAUUGACCAAGACUGGCAAUAA
Penicillium coprophilum is the source of this 498-nucleotide messenger RNA. RefSeq names its product Aminoglycoside phosphotransferase. NCBI's taxonomy places the organism in Eukaryota, Fungi, Ascomycota, Eurotiomycetes, Eurotiales, Aspergillaceae. The annotation marks the transcript as partial. The transcript has 2 exons. The record is from RefSeq and is a predicted model, not a curated record.